Molecule: messenger RNA, 1901 nt
Organism: Hevea brasiliensis (rubber tree)
Lineage: Eukaryota; Viridiplantae; Streptophyta; Magnoliopsida; Malpighiales; Euphorbiaceae
Product: IAA-amino acid hydrolase ILR1-like 4
Exons: 5
Coding region: 184-1689 (501 amino acids)
Biological process (GO): auxin metabolic process
Cellular component (GO): endoplasmic reticulum
Molecular function (GO): IAA-Ala conjugate hydrolase activity
Source: RefSeq, a predicted model, not a curated record
GAAGCAGCAUAGCGUCCGCUCUACACUAUCAUCCAUAUCCUGUAAUGGUUAUGUGGAAAAUGGCUUUUUCUGAGCAAGAAUUUGCCAUGGAAAACAGACAUAAAAGCAGAGAGAGCUUUACUGUGCUCUGUGAUCCCCCCACGUGUACCUAUUAGCUUAUUCUUAAAGACUGACCUUUCUUGGAUGUUUCCUUCAAGGGAGUCGUCAUCUUUGUCUCUCUCGUUGUCGUUGUUUGCUUGCUCUUUAUUCUUCACUUCAACAUCGCACGCAACACGAUCUCUCGGUGUGUGUGUCUCUCUCUCUCCCUCUCUUUCUCGCCUUUCCAGUUUCUUGAAUUUCAACAGAUUAAUGGGACUCUUCAAACGUUGGAUUCUAUGCUUUCUAGCUCUCAACUUCUUUGCCCCAAUGCCUGUCUCCUCAAAACCUUCUUUAAGCCCUGAAGCACUUGCUCGAAUCCCUGUCGAUUUUCUUGACCUUGCAAAGAAACCAGAGCUUGCAGAUUACAUGGUCGGUAUUAGGAGGAGAAUCCACGAGAACCCAGAACUUGGUUUUGAGGAAUUUGAGACCAGUAAGCUUAUUAGAGACGAGCUUGAUCAUUUAGGCAUCCAUUAUAAGCACCCAGUUGCUAUUACCGGUGUUGUUGGUUAUGUUGGCACCGGUGGGCCUCCUUUCGUUGCCAUAAGAGCUGAUAUGGAUGCUCUAGCCAUGGAGGAGGCAGUGGAAUGGGAGCACAGGAGUAAAGUUCCAGGUAAAAUGCAUGCUUGUGGACACGAUGCCCAUGUUGCAAUGCUUCUUGGUGCUGCUAAGAUGCUUCAAGAGCAUCGCCACGAAUUACAGGGAACGGUUGCUCUUAUUUUCCAACCAGCUGAGGAAGGCCAUGGAGGAGCCAAGAGAAUGUUGGAUGCUGGAGUCCUCAAAGAUAUUAAUGCCAUCUUUGGAAUACAUGUUUCUGGUCAUUACCCUAUUGGUACAGUUGCCUUAAGAGCUGGUCCCAUUUUGGCUGCAAGCGGUUUCUUUGAUGCAGUGAUAAGUGGAAAGGGAGGACAUGCUGCCAUUCCACAGAACUCAAUUGAUCCUAUUUUAGCAGCUUCCAAUGUGAUCGUUAGUCUGCAACAUCUCGUUUCACGUGAAGCUGAUCCCUUGGAUUCACAGGUAGUGACAAUUGCAAAAUUCCAAGGAGGUGGUGCAUUCAAUGUUAUUCCAGAUUCUGUUACUAUUGGUGGCACAUUCAGGGCAUUUUCCAAAGAGAGCUUUAUCAAACUUAAACAACGAAUUGAAGAGGUUAUCACAAAACAGGCUAGCGUUCAAAGGUGCAAUGCUACUGUCAUAUUUAAUGAAGAUGAGAAACCCUUUUACCCAGUGACUGUAAAUAACAUAGAGUUGCAUGAAUUCUUUAUAAAUGUUGCAUCAGACAUGCUGGGUGCCCUGAACAUUAAAGAAAUACCACUAUUGAUGGGAGCAGAAGACUUCUCCUUUUUUGCAGAGGCAAUUCCUGGAUACUUCUUCUAUGUUGGGAUGAAGAAUGAAUCUCAAGGACCGCUUGAGCCUGGUCAUUCACCUCGUUAUAAAGUCAAUGAAAAGGCACUUCCAUAUGGGGCAGCACUACAUGCAUCUUUAGCAACAAGGUAUCUUCUGGAAAAUCAACUGGAAUCCAAGCUAUCCAAGGGAAAUUUUCAUGAUGAGCUAUAAGUUAGUUCAGCCAAAAAGAUAAAAGGGUAGUGAUGCCUUGAAGCAUAGUCCAAUUUUUGGCAGAAUAUCAGAAACUGUUACACCUGUAAAUUUGAAUGUUUAUAUUAAUAUUUUCAUGCUGCAGAGUAUUCAUUGACUGUGCAUUACCAUAUUGUGUCUUUUUUUUGUUAUCCUGUGCUGCUUAGAAUAACUUUGAAAAUACUUUCAUUGAA